Branchiostoma floridae (Florida lancelet) is the source of this 5813-nucleotide messenger RNA. RefSeq lists its product as uncharacterized. Bases 176 to 5137 code for a protein of 1653 amino acids. Gene Ontology annotation, cellular component: nucleus. Gene Ontology annotation, biological process: regulation of transcription by RNA polymerase II. The transcript is spliced from 3 exons. Gene Ontology annotation, molecular function: DNA-binding transcription factor activity, RNA polymerase II-specific; RNA polymerase II transcription regulatory region sequence-specific DNA binding. The record is from RefSeq and is a predicted model, not a curated record. NCBI's taxonomy places the organism in Eukaryota, Metazoa, Chordata, Leptocardii, Amphioxiformes, Branchiostomatidae.
UACCCUCGAUUGUCCCGUUUGGCAUUUUUGUGAGCGUCCUUUUGGUUUUGGGAUCCUUUUAAACCGAAUUGGCGUGAUCAAAACGUUGUUUUAGAAGCAGAGCUGACCAUCAUAAACCCAUAGGUGAGACCUUGGACUGUGGGUAACGCUUCAAGGUUGGAACUUCUUUGGCGAGAUGGAAGAAUUAUUUGGUGAGCCUCCCAUUAAAAAGCUUUGUAUGGAACAAACAGGGAAACAAAAAGACAUCCAAGAAGAGGAGACAGAACACACAGGAUGGCAACAAGAUGGACAAGAAGACGUUCAAGAAACAUACAGUGAGGACCAGGAAACAUCUUAUCCUAAGAAGGAGACUUACAACAGUGGGAAACAGACAACAACAGGUGUAGAGAGACAGCAGGAAAUGCUCAGUGUAAACUGUACCCAGCCUGAGGAGGGAGUCUCGUCACAUCUACAUAUACAGGCUAGUGCAGGACAGGUGGGGAUGGACAAUGUGAAGGAGCAGACGACAGACUCGGCAUGGCAGCAGGACAAAAAGAAGGAUGUCCAAAAUGACAAAACAUGCGAUUUAAACAGUACUGGAAAUGAGCAAGAAUUCUUGCCAGAGAGUAAAACAACUUUUAACAGAGAGAAGGGGCCUUACAAAUGUGACUGGUGUGAUUACUCUUCACCAAGAAAAAGUUAUCUAGACUUACACGUGAUGAGAAAGCACACUGGUGAGAAACCCUACAUGUGUGGGGAGUGUGGAUACAGAACAGUUGCUAAAUCACACCUAACCCGGCACAUGAAAAGACACACACGUGACAUUCCUGAGAAACCAUACAAAUGUGACAAGUGUCACUUUUCUGCUGCGCAGAAACGACUAUUGCGCAGACACGUUUUGAGAAAACAUAGGGGGGAGCAGGCUGCAGACACGGCACUGCAAGGGGAACAGGCAAAAGAAACUGCACAACAGCAGGACAAAAAGGAGGUCGUUCAAAAUGACAAAACAGGCAGUGUAAACAGCCCUGUAAAUGAGCAAGAAUUCUUGCCAGAGAGUAAAACAAAUUUUAAAAGGGAGAAGGGGCCAUACAAAUGUGAGUGGUGUGAUUACUCUUCACCAAGGCAAAGUUAUGUAGACUUACACGUGAUGAGAAAGCACACCGGUGAGAAACCCUACAUGUGUGGGGAGUGUGGAUACAGAACAGUUGCUAAAUCACACCUAACGCGGCACAUGAAAAGACACACACGUGAGAUUCCCGAGAAAGCGCACAAAUGCGACCAGUGUAGCUUUUCUGCAGCGCAGAAACGACUAUUGCGCAGACACGUCUUGAGGAAACACAAAGAUGUGAAGCCCUACGCGUGUAAGUUGUGUGAAUUCAAGACAGCUGACAAGGAAACCUUAUCCGAACAUAAGAGAACACACACAGAAGAGAAGGCGUACUUGUGUGGCGAGUGUGGGUACAGGACAGCUCACAGCUCUUCCUUCACCCGUCAUAAGAGAAAACACACCGGUGAGAAACCCUUCUUGUGUGACGAAUGCGGGUACAGGACCAGAGAAAGUUCAGCCCUGUCUAUACACAAGAGAACUCAUACUGGAGAGAAACCCUACAAAUGUGACCAGUGUGAUUUUGCUGCUACACAGGCAUCACAUCUGAUAAAACAUGUCAGAGUAAAACACAAUGGUGAGAAGCCCUUUGUCUGCAACGAAUGCGACUACUGGACUGCUGAUAAGGCAACGCUGACAAAUCAUAUGAGAACACAUACCGGUGAGAGACCAUACAAAUGCGACCAGUGUGACUAUUCUGCUUCAGGGAAGGGUCAGUUCAACAAGCAUAUGACCAAACACACUGGUGUGAUGCCUUUCGUUUGUGACGAGUGUGGAUACAGGACAGCCUAUAGUGGUUCUUUUACUGAACAUAAGAGAAUGCACACUGGUGAGAAACCCUACUUGUGUGAGGAAUGUGGCUACAGGACAGCUCAUAAGUCUACCUUAACCCGGCAUAAGAGAAAACACACCGGUGAGAAACCCUUCUUGUGCAGCGAGUGCGGAUAUAGGGCCAGAGAAAGUUCGAGCCUAUCCUCACACAUGAGAACACACACCGGUGAGAAACCCUACAAAUGUGACCAGUGCGACUUUUCUGCAGCACAAUCUUCGCUCCUAAAAAAACAUGUCAGAGUUAAACACAACGGGGAAAAACCCUUCAUGUGCAACGAAUGUGAAUACUGGACAGAUAACCGGACAAACUUUUUGACUCAUCUGAGAAAGCACACUGGCGAGAGGCCGUACAAAUGUGACCAGUGUGACUAUGCCGCUUCAGAAAAAGGUCAAUUCAACCGGCAUAUGACGAAACAUACUGGUAAGAUGCCUUUCGUUUGUGAGGAGUGCGGGUACAAGACAGCCGCUAGUACUUCCCUAACCCGACACAAGAUGACACACACUGGCGAGAAACCCUACAUGUGUGGAGAGUGUGGAUUCAGGACAGCUCAUAAGUGUGCCUUAACCCGACAUAAAAGAAAACACACCGGGAUUGACAAGUCAUCCAGUGGGCCUACUGUUAAAUGGCCUUGUACUGAACAAUCUGCAAACAAGGCAGACAACCAAGAAGAGGAGACAGAAGACACAGGAUGGCAACAAGUUGGACAAGAGGACGAACUACAUGUAUUUCAGGAAAUGUACAGUGAGGACCAUGAAACGUAUGAUAUGAACCUACCAGCUUACUACAGUUGGAAGGAGACCAACAACAGUGGGGAACAGACAGCUGACACAGAACUGCAGCAGGAGAUGUGUGGGAGAAACUGUACCCAGCCUGAGGAGGGAGUCUUAUCACUGACUGAAAUGGACGACAUGGGGGAGCAGACAACAAACACAGGACGGCAGCAGGACAUUCUAAGUGAGGCAACGAGCGGCAUAAACUGUACCCAGCCUGAGGAGGGAGUCUCUUCACAUCUUCAUGUACAGGUCCGUACUGAAAUGGAAGACAUGGGGGAGCAGACAACAAACACGGGACGGCAGCAGGACAAUCUAAGUGAGGCAACGUGCGGGGUAAACUGUACCCAGCCUGAGGAGGCAGUCUCGCCACAUCUACAUGUACAGGUCUGUACAGGACAGGUGGGGCUGGAUAACAUAGGGGAGCAGACAACAGACUUGGUGCAGCAACAGGAGGAAGAAAAGGAUGAUCCAAAUGACCAAACAUUUGGUGUAAACUGUACCAUAUUUAAUGACAAAGAAGUCUUACCUCCCAAUAAACAGCUUCUUCUGGAACAUACUGCAAUCAAGGCAGACAUCAACGAAGAGGAGACAGAAGACACAGGAUGGCAACAACAUGGACAAGAGGACGGUCUUUUCCAGGAACCAUACAGCGAAGACCAGGAAAUGCAUGAUGUAAACCUACCAUCUUGCUAUCCUACAAAUGACACUAACAACAGUGGGGAGCAGACAACAGAUACAGGACGGCAGCAGGAUGUUUUAGUCGAGGAAACGGGCGGGGUAAACUGUACCCAGCCUGAGGAGGGCGUCUCAUCACAUCUACAUGUUAAGGCCAGUAUAGGACAGGUGGGGAUUGACAACAUGGCAGAGCAGACAACAGACAUGGCGCAGCAACAGGAGGACAAGAAGGACUCUCUAAAUGACAAAACGUGUGGUGUAAAGAGUACCGUAAAUGACGAAGAUGAUGUGCCAACAUGUAAAAGUGAAAAGGGGCCUUUCAAAUGUGACCAGUGUGAGUACUCUACACCAUGGAGACAUAAUCGAGAUCGGCAUGUCAGGAGAAAUCACACCAAUGAGAAACCCUACACGUGUGGGGAAUGCGGAUAUAGUACAGCUUUUAGGUUCGACCUAUCUCGGCACAUGAAAACACAUACAGGUCUAAAACCAUACAAAUGCGACCAGUGUGACUAUUCUGCUGCACAUAAAAGACAAUUGCACAGACACGUCUUGAGAAAACACAAAGCUGUGAAGCCCUUCGUGUGUGAGGUGUGUGGAUAUGGGACAGAUUUUAGCUAUGAGCUAACCCAACAUAAGAGAACACACACUGGAGAGAAACCCUACUUGUGUGGGGAUUGCGGAUACAGGACAGCUCACAGGUCUUCCUUCACCCGUCAUCAGAGAAAACACACCGGUGAGAAACCCUAUUUGUGCGAUGAAUGUGGAUACAGGGCCAGAGAAAGUUCAUACUUGUCAAUACACAAGAGAACUCAUACUGGAGAGAAACCCUACAAAUGUGACCAGUGCGACUAUUCUGCUGCGCAGCUACCAUGCCUUAAAAAUCAUGUCAGGGUAAAACACUACGGUGAGAAACCAUUUGUCUGCAACGAAUGCGGAUACGGGACAACUAAUAAGACCACGCUAUCCAAUCAUAUGAGAAAGCACACCGGUGAGAGACCCUACAAAUGUGACCAGUGUGACUAUACCGCUAUUGAGAAAGGCCAAUUAGUGAAACACGUCAUGGUAAAACACACCGGUGAGAGACCCUACAUGUGUGACGAGUGCCCAUACAAAACAGUUUUUAGCGCUGCCUUAACCCAACAUAAGAGAACACACACUGGUGAGAAACCCUACUUGUGCGAGGAAUGUGGAUUCAGGACAGCUAGCCAGGCAUCUUUAACCAAACAUAAGAGAAAACACACCGGUGAGAAACCCUACUUGUGCAACGAGUGCGGAUACAGGGCCAGAGAAAGUUCAAGCCUAUCCUCACACAUGAGAACACACACCGGUGAGAAACCCUACAAAUGUGACCAGUGUGACUUUUCUGCUGCACAAUCAACAAGUCUGAAAACACAUGUCAGAGUAAAACACAAGGGUGAGAAACCCUUUGAGUGCAAUGAAUGUGGAUACUGGACGGAUAACAGAACAACCUUUUUGAAUCAUAUGAGAAAACACACCGGCGAGAGACCCUAUAAAUGCAACCAGUGCGACUAUUCCGCUUCAGAGAAAGGUCAACUUAAAAGACAUGUCAUGACCAAACACAGGGGUGAGAUGCCUUUUGUUUGUGAUGAGUGUGGGUACAGGACAGCCGUAAGCGCUGCCUUGACCCGACAUAAGCUAAAGCACACCGGUGAGAAACCCUACAUGUGUGGAGAGUGUGGAUACAGAACAGCCUAUCGCCACGCCUUAAUACGACAUGGGAAAAAGCAUGCCAGCAAAAACCUUGAAAUGUGAUUGGUGGGACUAUUCUGCAGUGCAAAAACAUGACUUACAACAACAUAUGGUCAGACACACUGAUUAUGCUUCUCUCUGAUGACUAACUCCAUAGCCAAUACAGAUUACGUAGCAAAAUGGCUACUUCAGUGUGACAAAGGCUAAAAUGUUUGUUAGGAAAUGCAGUGAUGGAAUAGUUUUAGCAACAAGGUGUUUAAAGUCCUGUAAGAAAAUAGCAGUAAGCAAUAAUGUUUUACAAGUAACUGCAAUGAUCACUAUACAUGUAAGAUUCAUACCCAAUUUAGUUGCUCGAAAAUGUAUGUGAUAUGAUGUGUGACAUCUUAGACUAGUACACUGAUUUCUACAAAAGAACAUGUUCAUGAUGAAACUACAUGUAUAUACUAAUGCAGUAUUUUGUCUUUUUAAUGUCAUCCUACAUAAUAUUUCAUGGACAAUGUACUGAGCAGAAAUAGUUUUUGAUGAUGAUGACGAUGAUAGGAAAGUUUCAGAAAGCAUUUACUGUUUUUCUUCAGCUCUGAACGAUAGUCACGUUACUUAAGAGUCAAAUGUCACAUAACUGCCCUUAUAUCCAUGGUGUAAUUAGCAUGUGAGGAGGUUGACUGGUGAUUAUAAGAUUGCCUUGUAUUUUUUCUCCAUGUUUAUACUAUUGGUUGUAAAUAAACUAUACAAAGUGUUA